This is a messenger RNA of Pisolithus orientalis, 2067 nucleotides long. RefSeq lists its product as uncharacterized. Lineage: Eukaryota; Fungi; Basidiomycota; Agaricomycetes; Boletales; Pisolithaceae. Gene Ontology annotation, molecular function: glutamine synthetase activity. The transcript has 5 exons. The record is from RefSeq and is a predicted model, not a curated record. The coding region runs from base 183 to 1679 and encodes 498 amino acids.
GCGGUGUUUGACCGAGUUGGCUUCACGCUAUCGGAUCGAUGAAAACAUUCCUCUGAUCAACUCUGAUUCUAGCACUAGUAUCGGUUAUCAUAUACAUAUAUCACUUCGUGGGGACAGCGAUCCCCCUACCAGCCUACGAAAACUGCGUCAACAACACUGAGUGCUAAACCCUAAUUGCUACGAUGAACCUCCCCACGAACCCAACGGCAGGUGCAACCGCGCAGUCCUCUCCAUCCGUCGACUUCGGGGUCGGAUAUGCCCCUACGACCGUCUCCGCUGGCACCGUCCUCACAGAUAUCGUCUCUGCAGAAGACCCACAUCAGUCACUCAAAUACUUUGGUGUCAAGUUUAUCCGCGUCCAAUGGGUCGACCUCUCCAACUUCAUACACUGCCGCAUUUUGACGAUCUCGCACUUUUACAAGCUCCUCCGCGAGUCUCGUCCGGGCGUUGCGAUCACGAAGGCUGCACUCGGACUCGUCUUCCUGACGCUGACCGAAGGAUUUGGUGUAUGUGGGGAGUAUAUCCUUGUCAUGGACCUCUCGAGUGUGAGGUUGUGUGGAUAUGCGCCCGGGCAUGCAGCCGUAUUUGGAUACUUCCAGGAGAAAUACCCACUUGGCGGCAAGUUGGAUGUACCCUUGUGCCCGAGGAUGAAUUUGAAAAGGAUCGUAAAAUACGCAGAAGAAGAACUCAAGACAAAGUUCCUUGUUGGCUUCGAGACCGAGUUUAUCCUACUUACAAUUUCGCAAUCUGGUAUCAAGGCUCCGAACAAUCACGGGUGGUCAAGGACUGCUGCGCUCGCGUCAGGAACAACGGAGCUUACCGUGCUCGAGGAGAUCGCGGAUGCCCUCACCACAUCUGGCAUUGAACUUCAGAUGUUCCACUCAGAGGCCGCGCCAGGGCAGUACGAAGUCGUUACCGGCCCACUUCCUCCGCUUGAGGCUGCAGACGCGUUGGCCCAUACGCGUGAGACAAUCUAUAACAUCGCCAGAAAGCAUGGCAUGCAUGCCACCCUUGCACCAAGAUUGUACGCCAAUAGCUGUGGAAGUGGGGCGCACACCCACAUCUCCGUUCACUCAACUUCUGGACCCUCACCACCCUCUGAACUCCAUCCGUCCGUUCUCACCACUCAUGAAUCCCGAUUCCUCGCCGGCCUAAUGGCACAUCUUCCCUCUGUCAUUGCUUUCACCCUUCCUCUUCCCCAAUCAUAUGCACGCAUGACAGACGGAAUUUGGUCUGGCGGAACAUGGGCAUCCUGGGGAGUCGAGCACAAGGAAGUACCCGUGCGACUUACGAACCCGAGCUCACCGCAGACGAGAAAUUUUGAGGUCAAGACAGUUGAUGGUACUGCAAGUCCUUAUCUCGUUCUAGCCGGAUUGAUCAGUGCGGGUAUCAUCGGUAUCAGAGACCAGUUGGAGUUAACAGUAGAGGGUUGUGGAGAGAAGGCGGCAGCUGAGUUGACGGAAGCGGAAAGGGCGGAGAAAAGGAUUACGAAAAGGCUUCCAUUGGAUGUGGAGAGUGCACGGCAGUAUCUGCUGGAAGAUCAAAAGAUAGGAGAAGUGAUUGGGGAGGAGGUAGUGAGGAAGUAUGUCGCUGUGAACAAGACUCUUGGGGGACUGAUUGUGCAACAAGAAACUGAGAGUGAAGACGCAGCUGUUGUUCGUCUUGUAGAAACAUACUGAGGCGUGAAUAUGUGUCGUGCUAUAUGAUUACUGCCACGCUCAUAACCGCUCGGGUCGACCUGCACGUGUUUAUGGAACCUGAUCAGUGGUGCAUAUUCAUUUAAACUUUGAUAGUGGUAACACGAAUAGACAUAAAGGAUACCAAGAACAUGGGUAUCUAAAGAAGUCCACAGUAACGCGCGUGGUGUUCAAGUCCAGACAUUAUACGCAGGUAUUUCAACUAAAAUGUAGAGAAGAAUGUAUAGACGGGUUUCAACCAUAACGAGCAGUACGAUUGGUUCUGAGACGCACAUUCCGUCUUAAAGAUUAGUGGCGAGGAUUCUGUUGGAUAAGCUCAAGAGCCUUCGCAGAGCGGGCUUUGAUAGAACACUUGAACAGCUUGGGGUGG